This is a messenger RNA of Euleptes europaea (tarantolino), 296 nucleotides long. It is a transcript of the gene SMIM12, whose product is annotated as small integral membrane protein 12. The transcript has a single exon. The coding region runs from base 14 to 295 and encodes 93 amino acids. Lineage: Eukaryota; Metazoa; Chordata; Lepidosauria; Squamata; Sphaerodactylidae. The record is from RefSeq and is a predicted model, not a curated record.
ACUCGAAGGAACCAUGUGGCCCAUUCUUUGGGCGACCGUACGGGCCUAUGCCCCAUACGUCACUUUCCCUGUGGCCUUCGUGGUAGGGGCGGUGGGCUACCACCUGGAGUGGUUCAUCCGUGGCCAGCCGCCCCCGCAGCCGCCCGAAGAGGAGAAGAGCAUCUCCGAGAGGAGGGAGGACCGCAAGCUUCAGGAGAUUGCUGGCAAGGACCUCACCCAAGUGGUCAGCCUUAAGGAGAAGCUGGAAUUUGCCCCCAAAGCUGUACUCAAUCGGAACCGGCCGGAGAAGAGCUAGC